AUGAUUAAAAACAAAAAUGGAGAGGCCCUUUGGCUGCUUCUUUCAUCCUCCUUCUUAUCUCCAUAUACCGUCGUUGCCACCUUCGACGAUGAACCUUCUUUCCCCGAAAAUGCGGAUCUCACGAAUGACCUAGAACAAAAAUGUUUUAGCGUCAAUAAAGUCGAUCCUAACCUCAAAUUUGAAAAUGAUCGUCUCAAAAGAGCUUACAUUGCUCUUCAAGCGUGGAAAAAAGCCAUUUACUCGGACCCGUUUAAGACUACAGCCAAUUGGGUUGGUUCUGAUGUGUGUUCUUACAAUGGAGUUUAUUGUGCACCUGCUCUAGAUGAUGAUAGCCUCACGGUCGUAGCUGGAGUUGAUCUUAAUCACGCGGAUAUAGCCGGACAUUUACCACCAGAGCUUGGCCUUAUAACGGACCUAGCUUUGUUUCACAUCAAUUCUAAUCGGUUUUGUGGGAUUAUUCCCAAAAGUUUAUCGAAACUCGCUUUGAUGUAUGAAUUCGAUGUUAGCAACAAUCGAUUCGUUGGUCAGUUCCCUGAAGUUUCACUCUCGUGGCCUUCUUUGAAGUUUCUUGAUCUAAGAUACAAUGAAUUCGAAGGAAGUUUGCCAUCAGAGAUCUUUGAUAAAGAUCUUGAUGCAAUCUUUUUGAAUAACAAUCGGUUUGAAUCGGUUAUCCCGGGUACAAUUGGGAAAUCGAAAGCAUCGGUUGUGACAUUCGCAAACAAUAAAUUCAUUGGUUGUAUCCCAAAAUCGAUUGGUAAUAUGAAGAACCUCAAUGAGAUUGUCUUCACUGGAAACAAUUUAACCGGUUGUUUCCCAAACGAGAUUGGUUUGCUUAACAAUGUGACGGUGUUUGAUGCGAGCAAGAACGGUUUUGUUGGUAGUUUACCGACAACAUUGUCCGGUUUAGCUAGCGUUGAGCAGUUGGAUUUAUCGCAUAAUAAGCUCACCGGAUUUGUUGUCGACAAAUUUUGCAAAUUGCCUAAUUUGGAGAGCUUCAAGUUUUCUUACAAUUUUUUCAAUGGAGAAGCUGAGAGCUGUAUUCCAGGGAGAAACAAUGGGAAACAAUUUGAUGAUACCAACAAUUGCUUGCAGAAUAGACCGAGUCAAAAGCCUGCUAAGCAAUGUUUGCCCGUGGUUAGUCGUCCCGUGGAUUGUAGCAAGGACAAGUGUUCUGGCGGUAGCAACGGUGGCUCUAGCCCAUCACCAAAUCCACCAAGGACGUCCGAGCCAAAGCCAUCAAAACCAGAGCCGGUUGUGCCUAAGCCUAGUGAAUCACCUAAACCGGAACCACAAAAACCAUCAAAACCCCAGACACCAAAAACACCAGAACAACCAUCACCUAUACCUCAGCCACCAAAGCAUGAAUCUCCUAAACCGGAAGAACCAGAAAACAAGCCUGAGCUACCAAAACAAGAGGAGUCUCCUUAACCACAACCGC
Arabidopsis lyrata subsp. lyrata is the source of this 1438-nucleotide messenger RNA. RefSeq names its product pollen-specific leucine-rich repeat extensin-like protein 2. Lineage: Eukaryota; Viridiplantae; Streptophyta; Magnoliopsida; Brassicales; Brassicaceae. The record is from RefSeq and is a predicted model, not a curated record. Gene Ontology annotation, molecular function: protein binding.